AUGCAGAAAUCAUGGUAUACAUACUAUGAUAUUCCUCAUCUCAUACUAGCAGUUGUUACUUUACUUAUGGCACUUGGUACAAGUUUUAUGAAACCAGAUCCGCUAUUUAUUCCAAAUAACGAUUCUAAUUCUCAAUUUCCCCAUCUCGGAAAGAACACAGUACCAACAUGGUUUGCAAUAGUAUUAGUUGUUGUUAUUGGUUUAGUUACUUUUAUCGGUUUUUAUAUCUUUACACUUAAAUUCCCAGAUCAUAUUCGCAAAUUUAAUAUAUUUAGCGCAAUAUUUAACUUUUUUGCCGUCUUAGGUAUCAGUACAACAAUAGUUAACAUUCUUAAGAAUUUUGUUGGAAGAGCUCGUCCCGACAUGUAUUCUUUAUGCGGAAAUUUUGUCGGAGAAGAAUAUUCUUCAUGCACUGCAGAUGUCUCGCGUAAAGUAUUUGAUGAUAACUAUCGUUCAUGGCCUUCUGGUCAUUCUGCUGCUGCUCUUUCAGGUUUUAUGUUCCUUGCGCUAUUCGUACAGCGCGUCAUGAAAUUUUCCAAAUCUCUAGGAACGUUUUUUGCGGCUCUCUAUAUUCUACUUGCGUUAUAUAUAGGUGCAACAAGAAUUAGAGAUUUCAAACAUCAUCCAGACGAUGUACUCGCAGGAUUCUUCUGCGGAUAUAUUAUAAGCAGACUUGUAUGGGAACAAUGCAGAAAGAGUUUAUUUAAAAAUAUUGAUAAUAAAGUCGAAGCUGAGCGCGAGCCUGAUAAUGAAGAUGAUCAAGCUUUAAAUAAUCAAGAGCCAAAGCCUUGA
Trichomonas vaginalis G3 is the source of this 792-nucleotide messenger RNA. RefSeq names its product phosphatidate phosphatase protein. The record is from RefSeq and is a predicted model, not a curated record. The coding region runs from base 1 to 792 and encodes 263 amino acids. Gene Ontology annotation, biological process: phospholipid metabolic process. The transcript has a single exon. Gene Ontology annotation, molecular function: phosphatidate phosphatase activity. Lineage: Eukaryota; Parabasalia; Trichomonadida; Trichomonadidae.